UCCCUCGCUCCUCACCCAACACGCGCCGCCGGCCGCAGAGAAGAAGAAAGUACCAGUUCACAGUGUUCACUCAGUGUCAAGCCUCCAUACCCAGUUCCCCAGCCAACACUCGCCGCCCGGCUGCGCGAUGGGAGAUCCAGACGAACGUCAAGCCGUAGCCGCCGGGGAGCUCAUCUCCGCCCGCGACCCUCCUCCCACCGAGGGUAACGCCGUCGUCGGCGUCGCAAACCUGCCGCCUCCUGGAUUCCUCGAGGCCCUCCCACACGCCGGCCUGAACACCACGGCCGUCGGCCUGGUCGAUCCCGCCAGGCAGGAGCCCAGGGGCCGCGCGCUCGGCCGGGGCGACAAGCGCCGCUCCGUCCAGGGUCUCGUCAACGAGAUCGACCACAAUUUGCCGGCAGGAGAAGCCCCGGACGAGGGCGAGGGCAGCGCGGUGGAAGCCCCGCAGGGGACGCCCACGCAGAGGAAGCGCACGCAUCGAUCUGCCAUCAGGAGGAGGAAGCAGAGUGGGUCCUCGACCAUGGCCAACCUGGACGACGAUGGCCAGAACAAGGAUGAGAGCACUGGGUUGGGGCUCUCGGCGAAGCGGGAGAGGAAGAGGAGCAAGUACCUCUUGCUGCCAUACACCAACGAUCUUGACGGGCUGGAUCUCGACGAGAAGGAGGAGGAUGUCGGUGCCCGGGAGGUCUUGCUGUUGGUGCGCGGCUUCGCCAAGGACAUCCUUCAUCGGAGGUAUUUUCCUACGGCUGCAAAGGGGUAUCUCGGAAGGCUUAGGAGCUCAACAUUCUUGCCGGAGAAUACUUUUGCAAAUAGUGUUGUUGUUCCUGAAUGUUCAGCAGAGGAUGCUUUUGCAAAAGCUACUGCAAAUGCUACCAUUGUGGUAUCUGAUUCAUCAUUUGAUUCUGAGAUGAAACAAGGAGAGGGUGUAUUCAAGGGGAGCGGAAGGAAGAAUGAUCAAUAUGGAGGUGGAGGUUCUUCUAUCAAGGGGAAGGAGGUGGAGAAAACCCCUCCAGCAAAAACCCAUCUUGACCAUGGCUUACUUAUUACUCCCGCUAUUCCUCUCAGGCAAGUGAGGCCAGAAGGUAUGAUAAGCCAUGUGAAAUCGGGAGUUGAGGUAGAUACUGUCACAAGUGUGCAGAGACCAACGGAAGAAACCGUUUCUCCUGGUUUGCUUCCUGAAAGCUGAAUAAAACUGUUGCUUGUUGA
Aegilops tauschii subsp. strangulata is the source of this 1206-nucleotide messenger RNA. RefSeq lists its product as uncharacterized. The record is from RefSeq and is a predicted model, not a curated record. Lineage: Eukaryota; Viridiplantae; Streptophyta; Magnoliopsida; Poales; Poaceae.